CUUCCGGUUGUCACUUACUGGGCGAGAAGAAGAAGAGGAGGAGGAGGGAGGACUGAGAGAAGAUGGCGGCGGAGUUGGAGACGGAGGUCCAGGCUAUUGACAGGAGCUUGCUGGAGUGUUCCGCUGAGGAGACCGCCUUGAAAUGGCUCCAAACCUCUGAUCUUCCUAAAGAAAUAUACAAGCACCUAGCUUAUUAUGUACCCAAGAUAUACUGCAGGGGUCCUAAUCCGGCCCCACAAAGAGAAGACAUGCUGGCCCAACAUGUUUUGCUGGGCCCAAUGGAAUGGUAUCUGUGUGGUGAAGAUCCUACAUUUGGCUUUCAGAAACUUGAGCAGUCAAACAAACCAUCACAUCUUUGUGGUCGGGUUUUUAAAGUUGGUGAACCAACAUACUCUUGCAGAGAUUGUGCAGUCGACCCAACAUGUGUAUUAUGCAUGGAAUGUUUUCUGGGAAGUGUUCACAGAGAACAUCGAUACAGGAUGACAACAUCUGGUGGUGGAGGUUUCUGUGAUUGUGGUGACACAGAAGCUUGGAAAGAAGGUCCUUACUGCCAGAAGCAUGAACAUAACACUUCAGAAACUGAAGAACAAGAGGAUCCUCUUGUGCACUUGUCAGAAGAUAUGAUAGCUAGAGUUUAUAAUAUAUUUGCUAUCAUGUUUCAGUAUGCUGUAGAUAUAUUAACAUGGGAAAAAGAAAAUGAGCUGCCACCAGGUUUAGAGACAGUCAAAAAGAGUGAUACUUACUACUGCAUGCUUUUUAAUGAUGAAGUUCACACAUAUGAACAGGUUAUUUACACUCUCCAAAAAGCUGUCAAUUGUACACAAAAGGAGGCCAUUGGUUUUGCAACUACUGUGGACAGAGAUGGACGUAGGUCAGUUCGCUAUGGAGAUUUCCAGUACUGUGACCAAGCCAAAUCAGUGAUAGUGAGAAAUACCAGUCGCCAGACUAAGCCUCUGAAGGUUCAAGUUAUGCAUUCAUCUAUUGUCGCACAUCAGAGCUUUGGUUUGAAGCUUCUGACAUGGCUGGGAAAUAUUAUUGGAUAUUCAGAUGGCCUUCGAAGAAUAUUAUGUCAAGUUGGCUUGCAGGAAGGACCAGAAGGAGAAAAUUCUUCUCUUGUGGAUAAACUGAUGCUAUCUGAUUCCAAACUUUGGAAAGGAGCUAGAAGUGUGUACCAUCAGUUAUUCAUGAGCAGCCUACUUAUGGAUUUGAAGUACAAGAAACUUUUUGCUGUCCGGUUUGCAAGAAAUUAUGAGCGAUUGCAGAAUGAUUAUGUGAAAGAUGACCACGACAGAGAGUUCUCAAUUGCUGACCUCUCAGUACAGAUAUUCACAGUGCCUUCACUUGCUCGAAUGUUAAUAAUAGAAGAGAACCUUAUGACUACUAUCAUCUCAACAUUUAUGGACCACUUACGACAUCGAGAUGUUCAGGGCAGGUUUCAGUUUGAACGGUAUACUGCGUUACAGGCUUUCAAAUUUCGCCGAGUCCAAAGUCUUAUUCUGGAUUUAAAGUAUGUAUUGAUAAGCAAGCCAGUUGACUGGUCAGAUGACCUGAGAGAAAAAUUUCUGGAUGGGUUUGAUGUCUUCUUGGAGUUACUGAAAUGUAUGCAGGGUAUGGAUCCAAUAACCCGUCAAGUAGGGCAGCAUAUUGAAAUGGAACCAGAAUGGGAAGCAGCAUUCACCUUGCAGAUGAAACUAACACAUGUGAUCGCAAUGAUGCAGGACUGGUGUGCUUUAGAUGAAAAAGUGCUCAUUGAAGCAUACAAGAAAUGUCUGACUACAUUGAUGCAGUGCCACAGUGGUUUUACUGAUGGAGAGCAACCUAUUGAUCUCAACAUGUGUGGACACUCAGUUGAGACUAUUCGGUACUGUGUCUCUCAGGAAAAAGUUAGCAUUCAUCUUCCUGUGUCUCGUUUACUUGCAGGUUUGCAUGUACUUCUCAGUAAAAGUGAAGUGGCAUACAAAUUUCCAGAACAGCUGCCAAUGAGUGAACUUAGUCCACCUAUGCUAAUAGAACAUCCCCUACGAUGUUUAGUUCUGUGUGCCCAGGUACAUGCUGGUAUGUGGAGGAGAAACGGCUUUUCGCUUGUUAACCAAAUAUACUAUUAUCAUAAUGUGAAAUGCAGAAGAGAAAUGUUUGAUAAAGACAUAGUAAUGCUUCAGACAGGUGCAUCAAUGAUGGAUCCAAAUCACUUUCUUAUGAUAAUGCUGAGUCGCUUUGAACUUUAUCAGAUAUUUAGUACUCCAGAUUAUGGCAAAAGAUUCAGUUCUGAAAAUUCUAAUAAGGAUGUUGUUCAGCAAAAUAAUACACUUAUUGAAGAAAUGUUGUACCUAAUUAUAAUAAUUGUUGGUGAGAGAUUUAUUCCUGGUGUUGGUCAGGUCAGCGCUACAGAUGAAAUCAAGCGAGAAAUUAUCCAUCAGUUGAGCAUCAGACCUAUGGCGCACAGUGAAUUAGUAAAAGCAUUGCCAGAAGAUGAAAACAAAGAGACUGGAAUGGAAACUGUCAUCGAAGCUGUGGCCAGUUUCAAAAAACCAGGAUUAACAGGCAGAGGACUAUAUGAGUUGAAACCAGAAUGUGCUAAAGACUUCAACUUAUAUUUUUAUCAUUUUUCAAGGGCUGAGCAAUCUAAGGCUGAAGAAGCACAAAGAAAACUAAGACGACAAAAUCGAGAAGAUACAGCACUCCCACCUCCUGUUCUACCUCCAUUUUGCCCUCUGUUUGAAAGCCUGAUUAAUAUUCUGCAGUGUGAUGUUAUGUUGUGCAUUAUGAGAACAAUACUGCAGUGGGCAGUAGAGCACAAUGGCUAUGCCUGGUCAGAGUCCAUGCUGCAAAGGGUUCUGCAUUUGAUUGGAAUGGCACUACAAGAAGAAAAACAGCACAUUGAAAAUGCUAGUGAAGAUAAUGUGAUAACAUUUACCUUCAGUCAGAAGAUCUCAAGGCCUGGUGAUGUACCUCGCAAUUCUCCAAGCAUAUUAGCUAUGCUAGAAACUUUGCAAAAUGCACCCCAUCUAGAAGUGCACAAAGACAUGAUCAGAUGGAUUCUAAAGGCUUUUAAUGCUGUUAAGAAGCUCAGAGAGAGAUCUUCUACAAGUCCUGUAUCUGAGACAGAAGGAAACAUUAUGGAAGAGUGCACCCGAGAUAAAGAGAAGGCUGAAAGAAAGAGAAAAGCUGAGAUUGCUAGACUGCGAAGAGAGAAGAUCAUGGCACAGAUGUCUGAGAUGCAACGACACUUCAUUGAUGAGAACAAAGAGCUUUUCCAACAAACUUUAGAUGAACUUGAAACAUCUACCUCCAGAGUGCAUGAUAAUAGUCCUUCAGUUUCAGAUACCAAGCUUAUUGCCUUGGGUCCUGAACAGACAAAAGUGAUUGAGCAAAGGCAAGUAGUUACCUGUAUCUUAUGCCAAGAAGAGCAGGAAGUUAAAAUGGACAACAGAGCUAUGGUCCUGGCAGCAUUUGUGCAGAGAUCAACAGUCUUGUCUAAAAAUCGAAAUAAAGUUAUUCCAGAUCCUGAAAAACAUGAUCCAUUGUUCAUGCAUCCUGACUUGUCAUGUGGUGCGCACACUGGUAGCUGUGGACAUAUCAUGCACGCCCACUGCUGGCAAAGGUACUUUGAUGCAGUGCAAGCAAAAGAGCAAAGACGACAACAAAGAUUACGAGUCCACACGAGUUAUGAUGUAGAAAAUGGUGAAUUUCUUUGCCCCUUGUGUGAAUGUUUAAGCAACACUGUUAUUCCUCUGCUUCCUCCUCCAAGGAGUUUAUAUCCCAGAUUAGAUUUUUCAAAUCAACAGAAUCUAGCUCAGUGGAUUAAAACAAUAUCUCAGCAGAUCAAAGCACUGCAAAUUCUUCGAGAUCAGGAGAGCACAGGUAAUCCCUCUUGCAGUAAUUCAGACAGAAUGGAUGAGCUACAGCUACCUGAAGGGUUCAGACCAGAGUUCCAACCAAAGAAUCCAUAUUCUGAAAGCAUUAAAGAAAUGCUGAAAACAUUUGGCACUGCAACAUAUAAAGUGGGCCUGAAAGUUCAUCCCAAUGAAGAAGAUCCACGUGUACCUAUAAUGUGCUGGGGCAGUUGUGCAUAUACAAUACAAACAAUAGAACGGAUUUUAACUGAUGAAGAAAAACCAUUAUUUGGUCACUUAUCUUGUAGACAGGAUGACUGCCUUACUUCAUUAACAAGAUUUGCAGCUGCACACUGGACAGUUUCUUCACUUUCAGCAGUACAGGGUCACUUUUGUAUGCUUUUAUCAUCACUGGUGCCUAGCGAACAAAGUAGGAAUCGUACAUGUAUUCUUGAUAUUGACAUGUUUCAUUUACUAGUAUGCCUGGUGCUCUCUUUCCCUGCUGUACACUGUCAGGACUUUUCAGGAGUUAGUCUUGGUACUGGAGAUCUUCAUAUCUUCCAUCUUGUCACUAUGGCACAUAUUGUACAAAUAAUACUUACCUCGUCCUCAGAAGAAAAUGGCAUGGAUCAAGAAACCCCUGCUGGUGAAGAAGAAUCAGUCUUAGCUUUGCAUAAAUCUCUUAGCCAAUAUACAGGAAGUGCCUUGAGAGAAAUAUCUUCUGGAUGGCAUCUGUGGAGAAGUAUAAAAAAUGGAAUCAUGCCUUUUCUGAGGUGCUCUGUAAUGUUUUUCCACUAUUUAAAUGGAGUUCCAGUACCACCAGAACUGCAAGUCAGUGGAGCAAACCAGUUUGAACUCUUAUGUAGCUAUCUCUCCUUGCCAAACAACCUCACUUGCCUUUUCCAAGAGAACAGCAAAAUUGCAAAUACAUUAGUAGAAAGCUGGUGUAAUAAUGAUGAAUUAAAAAGGUAUCUGCAAGGUCAGAGACAAGCCAUAAGCUAUCCACGAGAAUCUAACAAAUUAAUAGACCUUCCUGAUGAUUACAGCUGCCUCAUCAAUCAAGCAUCUAACUUUUCAUGUCCGAAAUCAGGUGGUGAUAAAAGCAGAGCACCAACGUUAUGCCUGGUGUGUGGGACAAUGUUGUGUUCUCAAAGUUAUUGCUGCCAGACAGAACUGGAAGGAGAAGAUGUAGGAGCAUGUACUGCACAUACAUAUACCUGUGGAUCUGGAGUGGGAAUUUUUCUCAGAGUACGUGAGUGUCAAGUGCUGUUCCUAGCUGGGAAAACCAAGGGCUGCUUCUAUCCUCCUCCCUACCUUGAUGACUAUGGAGAGACAGAUCAGGGACUGAGACGUGGGAAUCCUUUACAUCUGUGCAGAGAGCGAUUUAAAAAGAUUCAAAAACUUUGGCAACAGCACAGUAUCACAGAGGAAAUAGGACAUGCACAAGAAGCAAAUCAAACUUUAGUAGGCAUUGACUGGCAACAUUUAUAACUUAUUUUCUGAAGAUUUGAACUUAAUUAUCAUUUUGUAAUCCAGCAAAAUUCAUCAAGCAAGCGGAGGAUUAGAAAACAAAGGACUGAAAUAAUAAAGAGAAGAUUAUAGUUCCUUUAACUCGCUCCCCUCCAUCCAUGUUCGUUUUGUACAUUUCCUGGUUACCAUAACCAUGUGAACUUUUCUGUGUAGCAGAUUUGAUCAGUAAUAUUAUUUGCACUGUGCUUCCUUCAUACAGAAACUGUUGAUUUCUAAAACUUAAUCCAAUGAAUUUACAUUUCUGGUAUAAAAGUGGCAAUCUCUUGGAGUCUGGCUCAAAUCUUUUUUGAUAACUAAGAGAAGAGGAAAAUCUCUGCUGAAAUGGCAACUAGACCAAGCACAAUGUUGAAGCAGCAUAUUUGCCCUUUUUUUAGUAAAUCUGAGCCAUUUUGCAUUUUAAUACUUAAAAAGUGCUCUAACUUUGGAAUAGAACAGAACUGAAAUAAGGGUGCAAAAAUGUAGCAAGUGAUGCAUCUGUAUGAUCUCAUAACAACCCUCAUUGUAUCUAAAAUAAUUUUGCAACCUGCAGCCAGUCUAAGGGCUUUUUUGCCUUUGUAUUUUUUCCUGCUAUAUGAGAGAACACUUAAUAAGGAAAAUUAACAAAGAUCUUUUUGAAGUUUUGCAAUCUUUAGAAGUACUGUGUGGAUUGUGCUAAUGACAUAGUGGGCAAAAAGACUUUGCUUUCCAUGCUGUGAUUGGUAGUCUUCAGUGUUUGAAAGUGUGACUUUUUUUAGAAUGAGAUGUUAAGUAAGUAACAUCAUUCAUCAAAGGAAUAAUUUGAACUUUACUUUGAUGUCAAAUUUGAAGAGGCAGAGAAUGACUGUUUUUAAAAAAAACACACACAUGUUUGUCUACUUGCAACUUUCAGAACACACUUGCCUUUUGAUGCUUCUUAAUUAAACCAAAAAUGAAUCCAGCAACAACAAAUGUGUGGUCAUCCCCCCCCCCC
This is a messenger RNA of Sceloporus undulatus (fence lizard), 6312 nucleotides long. RefSeq names its product ubiquitin protein ligase E3 component n-recognin 2 (gene UBR2). Gene Ontology annotation, biological process: ubiquitin-dependent protein catabolic process via the N-end rule pathway. Gene Ontology annotation, cellular component: ubiquitin ligase complex; cytoplasm. Gene Ontology annotation, molecular function: ubiquitin protein ligase activity; zinc ion binding. The record is from RefSeq and is a predicted model, not a curated record. NCBI's taxonomy places the organism in Eukaryota, Metazoa, Chordata, Lepidosauria, Squamata, Phrynosomatidae.